UACCCUGAAAAAAAUCCGCGCCUAAAGUCAAGUUUUUUCACACAACAUCCCUCAUGACAGUUCUAGUAUAUUUAUGGUGAUACGGUUAUGAUGCAGUGCGAUUUUGUGUUUCGACAGGCGUGAUUGCUAAUGCCAAUGGCUCCGGUGCUCGACUUCCGUAUUUUCUGAAACAUCAGACUCAGUCUUGAACAUUAUUUUUUGGUGAGGGAAUAUGCUCCAUGUGAAAAAAGAUGGUUUCCAAGAUACAGGUUGAGUCCUGGAUUCUGAUGCAUGCCUGCAAACACAAAUAUCAACAGGUUGUUAAAGGUAUUCUAAAUCGUCACCAUGACAACCUUGAUGAGCUGGAUGUUCCGAAGAUCUAUCUCUCUAUAGCUAUGCUAUACAACAUAGUGACUACUGACAAUGUAUCAUACUAUCCUGUAGUUGUCAAUCACCUAGAUUUCAUUUAUGGAGAAGUUCCUGAUGCAGUGCCAUUUAAACUGUACAGCAAACUCAGCAUAGGUCUGAAAAUGAAGUGGGCUAUGGAGUUACUGAAGAACAGCCAUGAUGAUACAUUGAUGGUGUUGAACAAUUACUUUCCCCGCAAAGGCAGUCACUGCAAACAUGCGGUUCAAAAAGAGUUGUCUUGUCUACACUCCGCCCAGAAGAACUUUCGUAAAUUUUUCCUGCCACUGCUAGCACAUCAGAAUCAAAGAGAAGCUUACUUUCGGGAUGAAUUUGAAGAAGAGUAUGGGAAGCACUUUCUGGGAGCCCUACAUCAGCUGGCUGGUACUUUUGUGGAGAAGCUGACAUCUCUCUUACCACCAACAGCUAUAGAAAAGAUUCUGGUUGAAGGUCCUGAGCAGUAUCUUCCUUUGUUGGAGAGUUCUACACAUCUUUCCCUGGAAAUGUUGCUGGACACACUACAUGGAAAGGAUGUUCUGGAGGAGAAUGACCUACUGGAUCUACUGACCAUGGUCAGUCCACUUCACACAAAGGAUCGUGUCCAGGUGGACAAGGUCUGGCUCCUUAGCUCAAAUGAAAGUAACAAGAGCAGCAGCAAGUCCCUGUUCUCCAGUCAUUCAGAUGAUCAACCCACAGGACUUCAACAUGAUAGUGUUGAAGAGACAUCGGACACUUUUAAAACACCAGAUUGUAUUGACAGCAAUCAAAACCACAUAACAGACCCAGCAAGUGAGGAGAGGUGUGACACUAUCUCAAACAACAUCACACCACUUAAUGAAAGUUUUGGAGAUUUCAAUGAUAAAAGACAUUUGUUUCAUUGUAACUUCAAGGAUUCUCAAAAUAAACAAAUCUCAAAGAAAGAUCAUGAGAGGAACUCUGACAAUGUAGAAAGUCCAAAGUCUUCAGGAGAGUCUGUUUCCAUCCUGAGUAAGAAGCAUAUGCAGACACGAGCAAAAACCAGAGAUGCUAGGUAAUACUACAGACUGCAUGGCUAGUUACAUCACAAUGUGUUCAUCUAAUUCCUCGUUCUUGUAGUUCUAGUUUUCUUCUGUGUUUUCCAUUUACCAUCAUUACUAACGUCAUCACUUUACCAGUUGACAACGGUUUACCUGUGUUAAGUGCUUUUUUCUUUGAUUCUGUUUCUGUGUACAUACCAUUUAAACAAGUGUAGAUAUGAAAUCAGAUGUAUGCAAACUUGAUGUUUCCUAUCCUGUAUUGACAAACUUAUUUAUUAAAAUUUCAUCAUAUACUUUUAA
Molecule: messenger RNA, 1700 nt
Organism: Pecten maximus
Lineage: Eukaryota; Metazoa; Mollusca; Bivalvia; Pectinida; Pectinidae
Exons: 6
Coding region: 231-1418 (395 amino acids)
Biological process (GO): telomere capping; regulation of telomere maintenance via telomere lengthening
Cellular component (GO): shelterin complex
Molecular function (GO): telomeric repeat DNA binding
Source: RefSeq, a predicted model, not a curated record